GGAGGGAGAGGGAAAGAGAAGGAGGGAGAGAAACCUCAAACGCAACAACCUUACAAUGGAAGUUAAAUUAGGGCCUUUAGAAUACAUUAAUAACAAGUUAAAUUCUCCUACAAAGCUAGAUAUCUCUUUUCUAGUGGUAGCAUAGGGUCACUUUAGUUUAAACUAAAUAAAACGUUGAAAUUAUAAUGCAAGUCUAGGACAUAAGGUAGACCAGCCUCCUGGGCUAGGAGCACUGCCUUGGAGAGAUGUGCCACGACUUUCCUUCCCCAUUUUUCUUUCUAGGGUCACACACUCUUCGUAGAUCCGCCUGCUCCUGGGGGUAGGGUUCGGAGAGGCUGGAAGCGAUUUAGCCUUGGCGCCGGAGAUUCAAGAGGGCUGCUGGGGAGCUAGGUGGCUGAGCUGCAGUGCAGCCUCCGAGGCGGCUGGGGGCGCCCUCUGUCGCGCAUCUUUCCCGGCAAAUCCCGUGGAGGAGGCACCGGCCGGGCGGUUGGCGAAAGGCGGGCUGAGGGCUGGGCCGGGAGGCGGGGCUCAGACGGGCGGCUUGUCGCAGGGUUCCAGCGCCGGGCGGGUAGCGGAGAGCCGCCCUGGGUGGCUGUGCGUCACCCCCGCCUGAGCCUGCUUUCCGGAGGAAGAGUCAGCCGGCCGAGUCUGGGGAGCAGGCUAAAAUUCCAGCAAUCUAUUUGUGCUCAUCUAAGAAGCCCCACCCCCAGCCUUCAAGAUGGAUGAUAGUUUGGAUAAAUUUAUAGAAGAACGUAAAGCCAAAUUGGCCAAAGACAAAGCAGAAUUGGAACAUGACCCACCUUACAUGGAAAUGAAGGGAAAGACAUCAGAGAAGCUUUCUGAAAAUAGUAAAAUACUAUUCUCCAUGGCUAAGGAAAACAUACCGCCAAACUAUCAACAAACCAAGGGGUCUUUAGGAAUUGAUUAUGGAUUAAGUUUACCUCUUGGGGAAGACUAUGAACGGAAGAAACAUAAAUUAAAAGAAGAAUUACGGCAAGAUUAUAGACGGUAUCUUACUCAGAAAAAUUUUCUAUCUACGGGUGAAACAGAUCCAUCUACUCUGGGAGUUUCUCUUCCUAUUGGUGAGAGGUUAUCUGCUAAGGAAAGGUUGAAACUUGAACGAAACAAAGAAUAUAAUCAGUUUCUCAGGGGUAAGGAAGAAUCCAGUGAAAAGUUCAGACAGGUAGAAAAGAACACUGAGCCCAAGCGUCAAAGCAAUAAACAUCCUGUUAGUCAAGAUAAAUCUGAUUUACCUCUACAAAGACACACAUACUGCACAAAUUCUGAAGGUCCCGGGAGGGAUGUCUUACCUCCUUCAGAGACCUACGAGGAACUUCUCAACCGGAGACGGCAAGAGGAGGACAGAUACCGACAACUGGAUGAUGAAAUUGAAUUAAGAAGUAAAAGAAUCACUAAAACAACUAAUGAGGAAGUGGGUGUGUCCAAUACAAAACAUCAGAGGUUUGCCAGCAAGCCUGGUGUUUCAGAGAGAAGAUUGUGCAGGUUUCAUGAGGUUCCUGCUUUUGAUAGACAGUAUUAUAAACCAGACAAAGAUCCUGAAGUAAGUGAAGAAAUGGAUGAAAGGUUUAGAUAUGAAAGUGAUUAUGAUAGAAGACUUUUGAGAGUGUGUACAAAUGACAGGAUGCAUGGGAAAAGACGAGGGGACGUGCCUUCUAUGGAGAAUGAUGCUGGUGUCAUAGAACACUCAAACACACGAAUUUCACCUGCUGGAAAUGAAAGUGCUCGAGACAAUGAACUAUCCAAAUCUGCUAAUCGAGAAACCUGUAGUCCUUUUUCAGGGAUGAUCUUUGGAGGUGAAGAUCGAGAACUUAUUCAGAGAAGGAAAGAAAAAUAUAGACUAGAAUUAUUGGAACAAAUGGCUGAACAACAGAAGAAUAAGAGACGAGAAAAAGACUUAGAGCUCAGAGUUGCAGCUUCUGGAGUACAAGACCCUGAGAAAUCGCCUGAUAGACUAAAGCAGUUUAGUGUGACACCAAGACACUUUGGAGAGAUGACACCACCUGAAAGACCCAGAGUAGCUUUCCAGACUCCUCUCCCUCCUUUAUCUGCUCCUUCUGCCCCACCCAUUCCAUCAAUUCACUCCGCCCCUUCUCAAAAUGAAGAUUUGCACAAUGGACUCAACAGCACCCUUGGUGAACUGGUGCCUCCCAGAAUUGCACCUCUGCCUCCACCGCCCCUAUUACCACCUUUGGCUACUAACUAUCGAACGCCUUAUGAUGAUGCUUACUAUUUUUAUGGUGCCAGAAAUCCUUUGGAUCCCAAUCUUGCCUAUUAUGGUUCAGGAAUAACUGGAAUGCAGCCUGCAGCUUACGUUAGUGCUCCUGCCACCCACCAACUAGCACAACCUAUUGUGAAUACAGUUGGACAGAAUGAACUGAAAAUUGCAAGUGAUCCAGUGGUAAAUUCAGGGCUGAUCUUUGAAGAUAAACCAAAGCCUUCCAAGGAAUCACUUCAGUCUUACCAAGAGGCUUUGCAGCAGCAGAUCCGGGAAAGAGAAGAAAGAAGGAAGAAAGAACGUGAAGAAAAAGAAAAAUAUGAAGCUAAACUGGAAGCUGAGAUGAAAAUUUACAACCCCUGGGGAAAAAGUGGAGGAGGCGCUCCUUUGAGAGAUGCAGAAGGAAACUUGAUAACUGAUUUGAAUAGGAUGCACAAACAAAAUAUAGAUGCCUACCAUAACCCAGAUGCGAAACCAUAUGAAGAUAAAAGGGCUGUUGUAGCUGUAGACCAAAAUUUAGCCACUUCAAAUGCUGAGAACCUAGAGGAUUCUGCAAAUAACAACUCAGGCCAUGUGCAAACGCAGAGCUCUCCUUUUGCUCGGGGAAAUAUAUUUGGUGACCCUCCAACUGAACUGCAGAUUAAACAGCAAGAAUUAUACAAAAAUUUUCUUCGUUUUCAGAUUGAGGAAAAGAAACAAAGAGAAGAAGCAGAACGAGAAAGACUGAGAAUUGAAGAAGAAAAAGAAGAAAAACGUCUUGCAGAACAGAGAGCACGAAUUCAGCAAGAAUAUGAAGAAGAACAAGAGAAGAAAAGGGAGAAGGAGGAGGAGCAAAGACUAAAAAAUGAAGAGCUUAUUCGGUUAGCAGAAGAAAGGCGAAAAGAAGUAGAAAGAAAGAAGAAAGAAGAAGAAGAAAAACAUAACCUGCAACUUCAUCACUACUAUGAAAGAGAAAGUAAAAUUGGGGAAGAGACAAAGCACUUGAGACAGGCUUCUCCUGUAGUUCCUGCUCUUCAGAACAAAAUUACAAGCAAACUCCAAAGACCUCCUUCGGUUGACAGCAUCAUAAGUUCCUUCAUUCAUGAAACUUCAGUGUCCAGAGCACAGUCUCCUCCAGUACCUGCAAGGAAAAAUCAGCUCCGUGCAGAAGCUACCACCACAGCUAGAUUUCAGAGCAAGUCUGUUCCCUGGAGAAACUGCCUGUGGCAGUGCCUGAAAAGAGAAAGGAAUCCCAUGGAUAUAUUUGACAUGGCCAGACAUCGAGUGCAAGCUCCUGUCAGAAGACAGUCCCCUAAAGGCUUAGACGCUACUACCUUUCAGAAUAUUCAUGACUUUAAUGUGCUAAAAGAUAGAGAUUCAGAAACACGAGUUGAUUUGAAAUUGAUGUACCCAGAUCCUCCAAGAGAUCGUCACACUUUAGAAAUUCAGCAGCAAGCCCUGCUCAGAGAGCAGCAGAAGAGGCUGAAUAGAAUAAAAAUGCAAGAAGGUGCUGAAGUUGACUUAGACACCAUCCCAAGUACUAAAGUACGAGAGCACAGAAUGUCCAGAGAGGACACUAAUGAUUUCUUGAAAAAUUCAUUGUUGGAAUCUGAUAGUGCUUUUAUUGGUGCGUAUGGGGAGACAUACUCUGCCAUAGAUGAUGAUGCCCUCCCUCAGCCAUCACAGAUGUCUUCUGCGAGAGAGCGCAGGAGGAACAAAUUGAAAGGACUGGAGUUUGAUAUCAGUUGUCCUAAGAUACCACCAGAUGGCCUCUCUUUAAGAUCUGUCUCCAGUGCAAAUAUUGAUCAGCUUAGAAUGAGAAAUGAGGAAAGAAUGCGAAGACUGACUGAACUUCAAAAUAAACCUAUUAAUACAGAUGAUGAAAGUUCACUGGUUGACCCUGAUGACAUCAUGAAACACGAGGGUGAUGAUGGAUCAAACUCUGUAGCAACUGAGCCGUGGCUCCGCCCUGGCACCUCAGAAACACUGAAACACUUCAUGGCUGAACAGCUCAACCAGGAGCAACAGCAGGCUCCUAGAAAGCCAGGCACCUUUACUUGGCAGGGCCUGUCUACUGCCCAUGGUUAACUAAAUCUGUAAUGGACCUAGUAGUGCCUUUUAAGGUGAAAGGAAUGUCAAAUCUGUGCCAUUAAUGUUGUACUUUGGGUCCCUACAUGAAAUUAGGGUCCUUCUCUGUAUAAAGUGUAUUUUUUCCAUGAUGAUUAUAUAUAUAUAUAUAUAUAUAUAUAUAUAUAUAUAUAUAUAUGGCCAUGAUUGAUUUAUAUAAUUAUUUUUGCACAAUUUUUCCAUAAUUAGGAUGGUAAUGAACUACCAUAUGUGCAUUAAAUUCUGCUUGUCAUUAAGAUGAAUGAAAUGUGUGUUUUAACAAUGCUGUAAACCAGUUACCUUUGUUAUUUGCACAUUUGCCAUUGUUAUUUCUGUUCAGAAGAAUUCAGUUAGUAAAUCUGUUAUACCUGUGACUGUUCUCAUUGUUAUAUAAUGAGGGGCUCAAAUAGGCUGCUUUCAUGUCAUUUCUGGGUGAUUUAGUAGAAAUUAAGGGGGCCGUAAUUUUAUACCCAUGAGCCACACACUAAACGUUCUUUCUGUCUCUUUCAUUUUUAUGAUGGUGAAAGAUAAUUGUGUCAACUUAUUAAUUUAUAUGAUUUAACUACUUCUUGAUAGAAAUAAAUUUUUAUUUUUAU
Molecule: messenger RNA, 4917 nt
Organism: Octodon degus (degu)
Lineage: Eukaryota; Metazoa; Chordata; Mammalia; Rodentia; Octodontidae
Gene: Cspp1
Product: centrosome and spindle pole associated protein 1
Exons: 30
Coding region: 719-4303 (1194 amino acids)
Biological process (GO): positive regulation of cytokinesis
Cellular component (GO): microtubule; spindle pole; centrosome
Source: RefSeq, a predicted model, not a curated record